Molecule: messenger RNA, 429 nt
Organism: Schizophyllum commune H4-8
Lineage: Eukaryota; Fungi; Basidiomycota; Agaricomycetes; Agaricales; Schizophyllaceae
Exons: 7
Coding region: 1-429 (142 amino acids)
Source: RefSeq, a predicted model, not a curated record
AUGUCGGGGAGGAUUGCGCCCCAAUCUUCCGCCCUGGCGCGCGCAAACUUCGGUUUGGACUGCGGUGAGUUAAUCGCGAUCUUACUUGCGACGACCUUUGCUUAUGCCCCUUUCGCUGAUUCCCUUCGUACCCUCCCUCCACUGUCGGCUUCUCUACCUGACCUCCUCGACGUCUACUUGCGAAGCUGCAAGCGCAGGCCUCUGCUCUGGACUACCGUGCGUACACCCCUAUCGGUACGCGAUGCGCUCUACGUGCACGCUGAGCUCCCGGUCCUCAGCCAGCUCAUCCCGAAGCUCUCCUUUGCUGCCACGUCUUUGAAAGGAUUGGUAUCGCUUCAAGAUUCCGACGGCGGCGUUUUCCAGCACAUCCUGUGGCCGCGUCGAUCCUCAUGGGGCGUGUCUAUCACGUCGGCGACGCCUAUUCAGUAA